AUGCAUGACAGAGUCAUAGGUCCCUUCAUUUUUGCCGAAAGGAAUAUCAAUGGUGAUGUCUAUUGUGACAUGUUAGAGGAGUAUGUUUAUCCUCAGUUGGAUGACAUUGAGGCGGAGAAAGGUUUAGUUUACUUCCAACAAGAUAGGGCGCCGCCACACUUCAGUUUGCGUGUGCGUGAGUCACUGGACGCUCGUUUGGGAAACAGGUGGAUUGGAAGGGAAGGACCUAUUCCAUGGUUACCAAGGAGCCCUGAUAUGACUCCGUUGGACUUUUUCUUCUGGGAGCAUAUCAAGAAUCUUGUUUGUACCUACGACCGAUUUGGGUUGAAGAGUUGUGCAGCCUGCCCGGACUCAUGCGAAAAUUUUGCUCACUGUCAGACUUGUUCAAGCAACGUGACAGAAGGGUGUAAGACUUGUCCAACAGGAAGAAAUGGGCAGUUCUGUGAAAAGACGGAUUCAGUCGGCUACGCCAUGGACGAGAAUUAUGAUCCUUUCCCUAUGUUCACCAGAAUAUCUCGCGCCAUCCGCGAUUUCGCAGUAGGUGUUUUCGAUCAAGACUCUGACGGUACAGAAGAAGAUCCUACUUCUUCUGAUGCUGUCUACAAGUCAGCAGCAAAGUCUGAAUCAGAAGAAACUAUGGAUAAUUCAAACAAAAACAUCGGUAAGGGCGAAAACGAAUUUGAUGAGCAUGAUUCACUGAGUUUCGGUAAAGAUGUCGUCGAAAUCAACACAGCGAAUAAUGAAGAAGGAAAUGACAUUCGUAAAAACGAUGGCGAUGAUCGCCCUCCUACCAUACCUCCUGUGGAAAAUAAUGAGAGCCCUGAGAAAAAUGUGGGAGAUAGGGACAGUGAAAAUGGUCAAAAGGAUACUUCAGUGAAUUUUGGGGUAAGCAUAAAGAAGGUCAAACUGGAAGAUAAUUCUGACAUUGAUAGGUAUUCCGAAGGCAAUGUUGAAUCUUUUGGUAAUGUUGAUACUAAAAAUGAUCUUCCUAAUGAUGACAAUGCAGAAGAAGGGCAUACAAAUAGUCAAGGAAAUUAUAAGGAAAAUGACUUCGUGACGGGUGAAAAUACAGAUGGCGAUCGUACGAUGGAUAAAACACUUGAUGCCAAGCUUGAUGACAAGAAUAUAGAUCAAAUUGCAAGCAGUGAUGAAACUAAGAGCAAAAGAGAAUCGGAUGUUGAUCUUCAAAAUAACAACAGCGAAAAAAUGAUAUUUGACUCAAAAGUUAACGAUACUCAAAGCAGCUCUCAAAUCGAUUUGGAAACGACCACUGCAAACGAAGAACUUGGUCAGAAAACAUCUAUGAAGCCCACGCGUAGGCCUGGGAAGCCGAAAAGACGUCCUAAAGCUUCACGAAGAAAAUCUAAAGUUAACAAAUUGGUUACCCUACCAUCAACAAUAGGUGUUGAAGAAUUAAACACGACAAACACAACUGGUGAAUCAUCGAGCCUUUUCGAAGCAAAUGAAAGUUCGGGAAACAACGUUUCAAGCCCUGAGCAAGCUUUUUCAACGAUCGAAACCGAUGCCUCAACAAAUCUUUCAGCUCCGGAUACAACUACUUCAACUUCAGAAACAAAUGAAAAAAUUACAAAAUUACCAGAAAGUUACUCAAAUGACGUUUCUACAAGUUACGGUGAUACAACAGCCGAUCUCUACGAAGCGCAAACAGAUGAAAUAGAAGAAAUACCAUUGACAGAAAAACCUUCACCUGAAGAAACCUUCGAUACGUCUUUUCAUAACAAUGGCAUAACUCAGGAGGUCACAAAAUUGGAUUUUGAAAUCAAAAAUGCGUCUCUUCCUCCAACCAAAGAAGAAGGCUCUAUAUCUAUGAAACAAAUUAGCGAUAAAAAAUCACAGCAAUCGAGCAGAAAAUACAAGACAGAAUCUACAAGCAGUACCAGUAAUCAAAAUACUGAUGAUCCAUUUCCUUGGAAUGUGAAGUUCAACUAUUUUAUGUUUAAAUCUGUGUUCGAUGAUUUAAAAAACGCAAAAGAAGAAGAUUUUCAAAAAUUAUUAACUGAAUGUACUCAUACAAUAUUACCUACUUUCAAUGACUACAUAUUACAGUACGUUUCUGGUGAGAAGAUGCCAGAAGAAGCAAAUUCUGAGAGCAAAUCAAGAACCAUCCAAAGAAUUCUGGACAAUACAAGCAAUAACUCUUUAACAGAAACUGAAUUGCAGUACAAGACUCUUUUGCAACAGUGCAGGCAGUUAAAGGAUGGUAUUAAUGGAUAUACUGGAAAACAAUCCAACUUUUCAACGAUACAGGACGAAGUUGCGAAGAUUAUGUCUACCAGUGAAAUGUAUGUCACUACUUCAGGAAGCAGAAAAAUGGAACUUACCACAGUUGAUGCCUCAAAAAUAGAAUCUAACCCAAUAAUAAGUGCAAGAACAGUAGAUCAACAUGGAAUUAGCACAACAGAUGGUGCUAGUGACUUUUCAACAAGUUACAAGUCGCUGAUAUCGAAAGAAUCAGGCCUUGUGCAAAAUACUGAAAAUACAGGAAUCACAAAAUCAACUGUAAAUGAAGAACGUGGUACUUCAUCAAUCCCUGAUAAUUCUGCCGUUGAUUCAGAUUGGUCCGAUCAAGGAAUAUCGCAUCUCCGUGAAAAGCAGCAACAAGAACUAAAGCAUCAAGAAGUGGAGGAAAUUCACCAAAAUGAAAUCCAUGACAGAAGUUUUUAUCAGGCAAUCCGACACAACAGUUACGAAUCAGAAGAACAACCAUCGUUAUCAAACUAUAAAACACCCGACACUGAACUGAAGAAGUUGGAAAAUCAUACUUCGGAUUCAACCGCAUUUUUAGAAAGGAUUGACGUUACAACAAGUACGCGAAGUUUUGAAACAGGGCAACGUGUUUCAAAAACUGACCCAAAACCAGAAUUGCGGACUUCGAAUACAAAUCAGGAGGAAUUAACUAAAACUAAUAAAGUGACCAAAUCGGAUGAAUCAGGUGAGUUGCAAUCGGAUGAUAAGAAAGACUACAAGCAAAAUGAACUUGUGUCACGUUCAGACAGCAAUGAGGAAAACACAACCCCAUUUAAGUCAGACACAACAAAAGAGCCUGAAAGUAGAAAUUCGGAAGAAAUUUCUGAAACUGCUACCGUUGAAGGUGAAAUAGGUCACUUGGAUCGCGAGGAAAAUUUUUGGAAAAGGGAUCUUCGUCGCAGUGUUGGAAAAAGGAAACUGCUUGAGUAUGCAUUGAGUGCAAAUGAUAUGCCGGUUGCAGAACAGGAAAGAGAUUUUGAAAUACAAUCACUCCAUGAAGACAAUGAAGCAAAGAAACACAUUGAAAUGACAGACACUGAUUCUUCCGAAGAAACAGAACAAGAUAUGCUAAUACCAGUCUCAUUAAAGAACUUAUUACUAAAUUUAAAACAGUUUAAAACUGAAAGUGGAGAAUCUACUGAGAAGCUUGGAAACCUAUUUCAUGCAAUGCUGCUUAAGAAUAAGCUUGCUGAUAAUUACAAAACCAGAUUGUUUGAAAAUCACAAUGAAGAAAAAGAUUAUGACGAUGAUGUUAAAAUUGAAGAAUCAGAAGAAGAUUACGAUUACGAGCACUAUCUCAACCACAUGUAUCCGCAUGACGAUAUUCCUCCAAUGGAAAAUACAAAACCUUAUGAAGAUGAUGGAUAUCCUUCGGAAGGACAUUCAAGUGAGCAUUUCCGCAACAAGCGCUUCAUGUUCGGCUUGCCUUACAACAAUUGGUGCGCAGUACCCACGAUGAAAAGGCACGGGAACCUCAUUUGUUUGGUUUGGGCAGGGAAGAAGCAGUGCACUCUGACUUGCCACGAAGGAUAUCGUGUGGAGGGAGAAAAAUUCAAAGUUUUUACGUGUAUGAUGCCAAACGGAAUAUGGACAGAGUCAAUGACAUGCGAGCGUGAAACAGGUGGAGGAACUCCUCAGCAAUCAACGGAAAACUUAGGAGACAAUGAUGACAACAAUGUAAAGAAAUCAGUGAAUCAAAACAAAGUUCGAGAACCAGAUGAAGACAACUUCUCAAAUCUCUCAGGUGAUGAGAAAGCAAACGAACCCAAAACUGAAGUUGAUGACAAACUUGGGGAUACUGCCCCAUCUGACAACGAUUUCGAAGACAGCAGCAACGAUCAGUUGAAGAGCGUUGAAUAUCGGUCUGUAGAAAAGCAAAAAAGCAACGAAAAUGGUAAAAAUGAUGACGGAAGUGAGAGGGAGUUCGAGAUAACACAAAACAUGAGCAGCGAUCAUUCCAACUCGGAAUUUGCCGACGCUUCUGGCGUCAGGUUUGAUUCGCUAGUGUUUGACGAAGGAAAGGAUGAAAAGAACAGGUUAAAUUAUUCUGAUACAAUUUCUGAAGAUGCUAAUGACGAUAGAGACAUCAAAACAGACGUAAAUGAGCAAAUGAGUGCUGACACAGCCAGCAAGAACAACGAAAGUUCAACAAAGGAGGAAAACUUUGAGAAUAAGGAAGAAGUCAUUGAGAAUUCAGAUUCUGUUAAAAGCUCGUUAGAGUAA
This is a messenger RNA of Uloborus diversus, 4491 nucleotides long. RefSeq lists its product as uncharacterized. The transcript is spliced from 6 exons. Lineage: Eukaryota; Metazoa; Arthropoda; Arachnida; Araneae; Uloboridae. Gene Ontology annotation, molecular function: nucleic acid binding. The record is from RefSeq and is a predicted model, not a curated record. The coding region runs from base 1 to 4491 and encodes 1496 amino acids.